GAUGCUGCCCCGGAGCACGGCGUGCACGUGGUCGAGGAGGGCCCCGCCUGGGGAGAGGUCGUCGAGGAGCUCAACAGCGCCGAGGAGGUGCUGGCGACCUGGAAGGAGACGCGCGCUGCCGUCGCUGAGGAGCGCAAGAAGCGCGGCCUCCCACCACCUCUGGCACCAGACGUGAAGAAAUUCUCGUCGCGUGUCCGGUGCUGGGCCUGCCGUCAAGUGGGUCACUUCAGUGAGGAGUGCCCCAGGAAGCCCAAGGGAGCUGGCAUGGAGGACGCCAGACCGCGUGGACCACCCGGCCAGAGGUUCGGGACCCACUUCGUCGAGAGCUUCUACGCCGCAGAUGAGGAGGCCAAGGCAGACGCGUGGGAGGAAAUAGAGGACAUCUUGGCGGCCUGGGACUACCGGAGGCUGCACGAGCACCAGACGGAGGACCACUUCAAGCGCCUCAGGGAGGAGAUCGAGGACGAUGACGAGCAGCUGGAGACGCUCCUGGUGCACUCGCCGGGAUCGGGCAUCAUCGACCCAGGUCUGCCGCUGGAGCUCGUGAAGGACCACCGGGCGGUGACUUUCAAGGGGUUCAGCGGUGAGGAGCAGCACUCCAUCGGGAUCUGCACCAUCCCGUGGACCAUCGGCGAGCACGUGGAGCCCAUCGAGGUGUACGUGGUUCCAGGAGGCGCUGGGCUUUUGUUGAGCAAGCCGCUUCUGAAGAAGAUGGGAUGCCUGCUCGACACGGAGAACGAUCAGCUCAUCAUCACGACUCUGGGGGCUCGGGUGCAGUUGCAGACGACGAAGGGUGGCCACUACGAGGCAGUUGGGGAGGAAGUGACAGUCAUCAUGGAGGUCUUCUCUCCGCCGAGGCUGACCACGAGGGCAGCUGAAUUCGGGUUCGUGGACGUCGGCGCCUACGACCUGGAGACGGGCUGGGACGCUCGCCAGCGCGAGCACGUGGAGCAGCUGUUCCGCGACCUGGAGGAGAAGGACCCGUUCGUUGUCGUGCUGACGCCGCCCUGUGGGAAGUUGUCGCCGCUUCAAGGGCUCACGCCAGAUGAGAAGCGGAGGCGCCCAGAGAAGUUCAAGGAGGAGCAGGCGGAGGCCAUCUCGUUCAUCGUGUUGUGCUUGGAGAUUGCGACGUGGCAGGUAAUGCGGGGCAGACAUUACAUUUUCGAGCAGUCCAGGGCAAGUUCAGCAUCGGGGUUGCCGGAGAUGGUCCACUUCUUGGCGGAAGCUGCGGCAUGUAGGUUCGGCAAGGGCGAUCUGGCGUCAGGAUUGCCUCUGGCCAAGCGUUGGCGCUUCAUGUCGGACAUGCCCGAGGUAGCGAAGGCGGUGGAUCGCGAGUACCUCGGGGGUCACGAGCAUCAGGAGGUCAUCGACAGUGCGGCGGGCGUCAAGCGGUCGGUGUGGUCCCAGAUCUACCCGGACCAGCUCGUGAAGGCCCUCGUUCGUGGUGCUAGUGGGUCGUACGUGCAGGAGGUGAUGAAGGUGCCAAUCUGCGACGUUUGCAUGUCAACCUCGGUCACGCCCACGGUCCCGACCAUGCUGAGGCAUCUUAGGCAUGCCAACGCGACCGAGGAGACUCUGAAGAUGGCGUCGGAGUUCAGGUGCGAUAAAUGCGAGGCGAAGGCUGAACCGAAGCCAGUUCGACCGGCCGCUCCUGACAUCGCGCAGCCACCCCUUCGGUCCAUCGGCAUGGACGUGAAGGAGCUUCCAGGGUGGCUGCCACACCAGACAAUCAAGGCGCUGAACAUUGUCUGUGACACGUCGUCGCUGCAGUCCAUGACGCCAUUGAAUGAGGACGACGAGGAGGUGGCGAGUGACUUGCUCCGAAUGUACCGCGACAACUGGACGAGACCCUACAUGCGACCGAAGUGGCUUCGACUGGAUCCGGCAAAGCCCCACAUCUCCCAGGUGUUCACCAGCGCCAUGGAGCGGGACGGCACCACCAUCCUGGACACGGCCGGAGGCGCCAAGGAGCAGAACGAGAAGGUGGAGCGGCACGGCCAGUGGUUCGCCCAGAUGUUGCGCGCCGUGAUCGCGGAGGUCCAGCCGCAGGACCGCGGAGAGUGGCGGGAGUGCGUGGCCCAGGUGUUGAGCUACAACGACCAGCGCGCCACCCGAGCGGCCCUGGACGCGAGGGCUCACUACAAGUGGAUGCCAGGCGUGUGCAUGGGUGCGGUGCGUGGCAACUACUGGGUCGCCGUGCCGGGAUGCGUUCUGAAGGCGUCGCCGGAGCAGUUGAGGCUGGCCAACUCCGAGGAGCGCGCGGCGUGGCGGCUCGGCGAGGGUUCGCUGCGGUCGCACUCCAUCGACCUGGACAGCGUGAAGGCGCAGUACUACCACGACAUCACUGCCGAGGAGCGCCCGCCGGAAGACGAGGAGGACCUGCUGCAGGAGCCAGCUGCUGAAGGAGAGGCCGAGGCCAGUGACCACGAUGUCGGGGAACCUGGAGCUUCGGAUCGGGUCAAGCAGUCGAAGGUGCAGUUAGCCUUGGCGGUGACGGCGGCCGAGGACAGCGAGGACGACGACGAGAUCUUGGCAUUGGACCAAGAGGAGGUCCUGCUGGCGCGGGGCCGCAAGGAGCUGAAUCGAAAGGAUCCGAAGUGGACGACCAAGAUGGGGCUCGAGAAAAUCGCCAAGGGGUACGCCAAGGAGUACGACAAGCUGAUCAACAAAACCAAGGCGUGGCGUCCGCUCUCGCUGGAGGAGUCGCGCCGGCUGCGAUCGACAAAGGCGGAGCGCAUCCUGAAGCCCCGGCCAGCGCUGACGGAGCGGGAGGACGAGGUCAAGUGCCGCAUGACCAUCCAGGGCUUCAAGGACCCGGAUCUGCUGGAGCUGGUGAGGGCCCGGAGGACUCAGGCACCGACGCAGUCGUCCAACGGCCGAGAACUCGUGCUGCAGACCAUCGCCUCCGCGAAGUUUCCGAUGGCCAUCGGUGACGUAGAGGGUGCCUUCUUGGAGACGGACCAGCUGUGCGAGGUGAUCAACAGCUACGGGCGCAGUGACAAAACGCAGCUCUGGUGGCUGACCUUUAGCAAGUACCUCACCGAGGAGCUGGGCUUCAUGCAACGCCCACUUGACCCAUGCGUCAUGAUGUUCUUCGAAGACAUCGGAGAGACCGUGGACUUCGACUUGGACGACUACCGCGUGAUCGAAGACUCGGGCGCGAAGUGGGUUCAAGCCAUCGCCAAGCCGAAGGCGAAGUUUCCAUACCGGAAGUGGAACGACCAGGAGGGCGAGUUCGUCGGCUCGAAGCUGCAGCAGCUCUCCGACUACAACAUCGUGCAGUCUCAGCGCCAGUACGCCAGUGAGGAGAUGGAGCGAAUGCCCUCGCCAUACCGUCAGAGGUAA
Prorocentrum cordatum is the source of this 3345-nucleotide messenger RNA. Lineage: Eukaryota; Dinophyceae; Prorocentrales; Prorocentraceae. The record is from the annotation of a GenBank genome assembly.